Molecule: messenger RNA, 1196 nt
Organism: Filobasidium floriforme
Lineage: Eukaryota; Fungi; Basidiomycota; Tremellomycetes; Filobasidiales; Filobasidiaceae
Exons: 3
Coding region: 277-969 (230 amino acids)
Source: RefSeq, a predicted model, not a curated record
CGACGACGUAGAGGUGGGAAAAUGAAGCCGGAUCAAUUCUAGGCCCGAAGCUUGCUUUGAACACUGGGUGAAGACGUUUCGCUGAGGAUACCAGCCUCGCCCAUAUUCCAGGAGAAUCAUCAGAGUUGGUGCCGGCUCACCACGCAACGAUCCGAGAGGCCGCGUCAUCUGGCGAGGUGUCGACCUCAUAUAAUACAUCUUCGAAGCCCUCAGUCAAAAAAGACGGCAAUAUCUGCAUGUUAAUCCACUGAAACCAACUGUACAUUCAGCCUAACGAUGAAAGUAAUCGUCACCGGUACGACUGGCUAUAUCGGCCAACAAGUCCUCGCUCGCUGCGUCGUGGACCCUAGGAUCACCUCGAUCAUCGCUCUCAGUCGUCGACCCUUGCCGCAAUACGACCACGAACCCAGAGUGACCGUUCAGAUCGUCCCCGAUUUUGCCCACUUCGACGAUGAUAUGAUCCAGACCUGGAAGUCUGCCGGAGCGUGUCUCUGGUGCCUAGGACUAGCCAUGCCUCCAACCCCCGAAAUCGCCCACCUGCUCGCCUUUACCUACCCACAAGCGUUCUUGGACACCUUUGCACGCAUAUCUACUGAGAAGGAUCUCCUCGGGUUCAAGUUUGUCUCUCUUAGCGGAGCGCUUGUGGAGAAGGAUCAGUCCCGGUCGCUCUGGUUCUUGGAUCAAGAGCGGAAAGUCCGGGGUCAGAACGAGCUCCGGGUUCUCACCGAUACCUUUUCCCACCCACUCAUCCCGUCCGUGGUCGUUCGGCCGGGUGUGGUCCUUACUUCGUCUUUGACUUCCAACAUCAUCGGCCUUGUCGGCCCUGCUAUACAGAACGCUGUACUAGCGGCUGCUAUCGUCGAUAUCGGGAUCGCCGGCAUAGAGAGAGAUGAAACGGUCGAGUGGCAAGGACGAUGUGUGGAGAAUGUCGAGCUUGUGCGGCGAGGCAAGGCUGUUUUGAGACGGUGAUAGGUAUCCAGGCUGCUUGAGUUCGCAACUCGGGAUUCCAUAUGACGAGCUUUCAUGUGCCCGUUUGUACGACCUCAUGUUUGAACACCUCGGAACGCCGAUAAUAUAAGCAUUAUGCGGACUUUCCGGCUGUCUGCCACCGCUUUACGAUCUUUCUGCUGUGUCACAUUCUGUAUCCACCUUACGCCGACCAAUGAUAGCGAAAAGCUCAGCAUGUGCGGAUAGGU